GAGUGGUAGCGGGGCGGGGCGGGGGGAGAGUGCGCAGGCGCACAGCGGCCGCGGGCAGUGUGCUCACCCCGGGGCCUGCGCCAUGUUGUCUCCUGGCUGCAGCCUCUCCGCGAGAGCACACCGGUGUCUACAUUCUUUGCGACUAGUACGAAAGGAAUCUCUUCCUUCUCUGGGGUACACGAGAAGAUGGAUUUCCUCCUCAUCGGUAAAUUCCAGUCUCACUACACACUACACAGUGCAUCCUCGGGAGAAAGAUUCACGAUGGGAAGGAGUGAACAUGGAGCGUUUUACAGAUGAAACUGAUGUGUUGAUAGUGGGUGGAGGUCCUGCAGGUCUGUCUGCAGCCAUUCGUCUGAAACAGCUGGCAAAUGAACAUGACCAGGAACUGCGAGUGUGUUUGGUGGAAAAAGCUUCACAAAUUGGUGGGCAUAUACUUUCUGGGGCCUGCCUAGAACCAAAAGCUCUAAAUGAGCUCUUUCCAGACUGGAAGGAGAGAGGGGCUCCACUCCACACUCUAGUGAAAGAAGACGUCUUUGGUAUUUUAACAAAGAAAUACAGAAUUCCUGUUCCAAUGCUACCAGGUCUUCCCAUGAACAAUCAUGGAAAUUACAUUGUGCGUUUGGGUCAUUUUGUGAGAUGGUUGGGAGAGCAAGCAGAGCAACUCGGUGUGGAAUUGUACUCGGGCUAUGCAGCAUCGGAGGUAUUGUUCCACAAAGAUGGGAGUGUUAAAGGAAUUGCCACCAACGAUGUUGGUAUUCAUAAAGAUGGAUCACCAAAGAAUACAUUUGAAAGAGGAAUGGAGCUUCAUGCGAAAGUCACACUAUUUGGUGAAGGUUGCCACGGGCAUCUUGCCAAGCAGUUAUACAGACAGUUCAAUCUAAGAGAGAAAUGCGAAACACAGACCUACGCAAUAGGAUUAAAAGAGCUUUGGAUUAUUGAUGAGCAGAAGUGGAAACCCGGCAGAGUGGAACACACUGUGGGCUGGCCUCUGGACAGACAGACAUAUGGUGGAUCAUUUCUAUAUCACCUAAAUGAAGGGGAGCCAUUGGUGGCAUUGGGCUUUGUGGUAGGUUUGGAUUAUGCAAAUCCAUUCCUCAGCCCAUUUAGAGAAUUCCAGAGGUGGAAGCACCAUCCUAGUGUGGCACCAACCUUGGAAGGUGCAAAUAGAAUUAGCUAUGGAGCCCGUGCCCUGAAUGAGGGUGGCUAUCAGUCAAUACCGAAACUUUCUUUCCCUGGAGGAUUACUGAUUGGUUGCAGCCCUGGAUUCAUGAAUGUCCCUAAAAUCAAAGGAACUCACACUGCCAUGAAGAGUGGAAUGCUGGCUGCGGAGACGAUCUUUAAGAAACUGAAAGAUGGAAAUCACAAACCUGUGACUAAGGGACUUCAUGUACCAGAGUAUGAAGUGGAACUAAGGAAUAGCUGGAUUUGGAAGGAACUUUAUUCCGUGAGGAAUAUCCGGCCCUCCUGCCAUGUGCUGUUUGGUGUUUAUGGUGGAAUGAUUUAUACUGGAAUAUUUUACUGGAUAUUUAGAGGAAUGGAACCCUGGACACUGAAACAUAAAGGUGCUGAUCAUUCUCAGCUGAAGCCAGCUAAGGACUGUACACCCAUUGAGUACCCAAAGCCAGAUGGAAAAAUCAGCUUUGACCUUUUGUCUUCUGUGGCCCUUAGUGGGACCAAUCAUGAACAUGAUCAGCCAGCACACUUGACACUAAUGGAUGACAAUAUACCUGUAAGCAGGAACUUGGCUGAGUUUGAUGGACCAGAGCAAAGGUUCUGCCCUGCAGGUGUUUAUGAGUUUAUUCCUUUGGAAGAUGACAGUGGAAUGAAGUUGCAGAUUAACGCUCAGAACUGUGUCCACUGCAAGACCUGUGAUAUUAAGGAUCCCAGCCAGAAUAUCAACUGGGUUGUUCCAGAAGGAGGCGGAGGGCCAGCUUAUAAUGGAAUGUAAACCACAUGCUACAGUAUUACUGGUAUAUAUUGCAGCAGAAUGUUAACUCAUUACAAGCCUUUUACAGGAGUAUUAACUGUAAAUUUGAAGUUAAAUUUGCUUAUUUUCUGCAAUCGCUUUUUGUAAAACAAAUAUACCUUUCUUUCUGAUCUCACCAGCUUUAUAUACUGUUCCCUUGGAAUUGAUUCCUCCAGGAAAAUAAUUUUUAAAAAAACGUAUCCCAUGUGUUUAAAUAGAACUUUGCCUAACAGCUGCUUUUCAGUCUUUCGAUCAGGUGGUAUCAGUACUUUGGGACAUCCUCCCGAUAUGAAAGGCACUGUACAAAUAUAAUUUGUUGCUGGUACGAUGUGUAUCUUAAGAGUUCAUAUUCAAAUGCCACAAAGUGUGGAGACGCAGGCUAUGUGAACUUAUAAUAGGAAAAUCUAUUUUCAGGAAAUGUCAGCAAAGUCAUUACACUUAGCGGCAAGCAGAAUACCUUCUCCUGGUGCAGUUAAAUUGUACCAGUGUUUUAUUUUAAUUGUGCAUAUAAAGCUUUUAAUAUGGUCACAUCAUCAUUACCAAAGUCAUUGCCAACAAUGUACUUUAUAACACUACUUAUCAAUGCAGAAAAUCAUUGUAGCAUAGGAGAAAGCAAGAAUUAAAAAAAAAUUAACUGGUUUAAAAUAGUUUGAAAAUUAAUUUCACCAUAUUGUAGUGAAUGAAACUGCUUUGUUCAUUUGAUUUUAAACAGGAGCUGAGUGUACACUACUGGGUAGUUUAUGAAAAUCUAUUCUUAAAAAAAGAAAGACAGCUGCCUUAAAAAUACUUCCAAAUUAUACUUCAAAUGCAUUUAAUAUUGAAGUAUAGACUUUUUGAGAAUCAGUGGUGCUUAUGAAAUGUGCUGAGUAUCAAUCUUGUCAGCAAAUCAUACCUAGCUAUCACAGUGAAACUGGUGUGUACCUUCUACUGUUAGCAUUCAUACUGCAUUAUAAUUUAACAUGAAUGUAACAAAAUGUGGAAUGCAUUAUCAAUGAUGUACAAACCAAAAUAAUCUACAAGCCUCAAUCAGGACCGUGAACAGACAAGAUAUUAGUUACGUUAUUUGCUGGUCACAACUUGGGCUGGUGCAGUGCGCAUAUGUAAAAUGUCGCUUUUGGGCCUAUUCUGCUGAUGAUUUAUAAUUUUGUGGGAUGAUAUUGAACUUUGUAAAUAUUAACAUGUAAAUUUUGUUUAAAAAAUAAAAAUGAAAAUACACAUCUCUUA
Molecule: messenger RNA, 3190 nt
Organism: Callorhinchus milii (elephant shark)
Lineage: Eukaryota; Metazoa; Chordata; Chondrichthyes; Chimaeriformes; Callorhinchidae
Gene: etfdh
Product: electron transfer flavoprotein dehydrogenase
Exons: 13
Coding region: 83-1948 (621 amino acids)
Biological process (GO): electron transport chain
Cellular component (GO): mitochondrial inner membrane
Molecular function (GO): electron-transferring-flavoprotein dehydrogenase activity; iron-sulfur cluster binding
Source: RefSeq, a predicted model, not a curated record